AUGGAGUCUAGCUUCAGUUGUUAUCUGAUUGGUAUUGCAUGCCUGAAUACUGAAGAUGACUCCGGUUAUGAGAUACAGACAACCAAGUUCUUUAUGAUUGCAGUACACCACCACCCCACUGGACUGCUUAAGACAGCUAAAAGUGUUGGAUUUCAAUAUCCUACUACAUUAAGAUUAUUCCACAUCGGUUAUGUUCUAGGCGUAAUAUAUGGAUUCUUGUUCUCACUCAUCUUAACAGCGAGAGAAAACUACUACUCAGAUGCUAGUCUAAUCAGUAGCAUCGUACUUGGAGUUAUCAUCUCUGAGACAGGAUUAUUUAUCAGCUUUUUCUGGGGAGUAUAUACUACGAGUUGGACUACUGGUUUAGAUCUUGAAGGUCUUUGUUUACCGGAUCCAAGUUCUCUUGUGCUUUUCAUGACCAUCAUGUUAAGUGCAUUAAGUAUAGUGGUAUCCAGCGUAUAUUUGAAAAACCAACAUUUGUAUACAAGCUGUACGAAUAUCAUGACAUUCACUUUGGUAGUCGCCUUCUUAAUGUUAGUCUCACCUCCAUGUCGGCUCAUUACUCCCUUGUUAUUGAACAAGAUUCAGUUAGGAACGCUAGUUCACCGUCAGAUGUAA
This is a messenger RNA of Besnoitia besnoiti, 618 nucleotides long. RefSeq lists its product as uncharacterized. Bases 1 to 618 code for a protein of 205 amino acids. Lineage: Eukaryota; Apicomplexa; Conoidasida; Eucoccidiorida; Sarcocystidae. The record is from RefSeq and is a predicted model, not a curated record. The transcript has 3 exons.